Arachis ipaensis is the source of this 486-nucleotide messenger RNA. RefSeq lists its product as uncharacterized. NCBI's taxonomy places the organism in Eukaryota, Viridiplantae, Streptophyta, Magnoliopsida, Fabales, Fabaceae. The record is from RefSeq and is a predicted model, not a curated record.
AUGAGUCCCUUUCGGAUUGUCUAUGGGAAGGCAUGCCACCUCCCGGUUGAAAUUGAACCUAGGGCCUAUUGGGUGGUUAAGCAAUGCAAUAUGGAUUUCACCAAGGCAGGGAUAGCGAGGAAACUACAAUUAGAAGAACUCAAAUGCCUUAGGUUAGAGGCCAAUGAGAAUGCAAGGAUUUAUAAGGAGCAAACUAAGGUAUUCCAUGAUCACCAUAUCCGCAAGAAAGAUUUUCAAGAGGGUGAUGAAGUUAUUCUGUACAACUCAAGACUCAGAUUCAUGCUCGAAAAGCUCCGGUCAAGGUGGGAUGGUCCGUUUAAAGUGAAGGAAGUGAAGCCCUAUGGUGUGGUCGAGCUAUUCCACCCUCAAAGUGGUGCAACAUUCAAAGUGAACGGCCACAGGGUAAAGAAGUACCAUGGUUAUAAGUCACCGAAGGAGUUGCAGGUGUUCCUACUUAAGGAUGCACCCAGAAGAGGAGAAUCUUAA